Terrapene triunguis (Three-toed box turtle) is the source of this 784-nucleotide messenger RNA. RefSeq names its product telomere repeat binding bouquet formation protein 2 (gene TERB2). NCBI's taxonomy places the organism in Eukaryota, Metazoa, Chordata, Testudines, Emydidae. Bases 107 to 454 code for a protein of 115 amino acids. Gene Ontology annotation, biological process: homologous chromosome pairing at meiosis; meiotic attachment of telomere to nuclear envelope. The transcript is spliced from 6 exons. Gene Ontology annotation, cellular component: nuclear inner membrane. The record is from RefSeq and is a predicted model, not a curated record.
CCUGUUCAGCAGUGAUGCUUCACACCCUGAUACACAGAGAAUACACCAGAGCCUAGAUUAUAUAGAGGAAAUUAGAAGAAAACUUGGUAGUUUUAUAUGGGAACAGAUGAAUGAUUCCCUGAUGGAACAGCUUGAUGAAUUAACACCAGUUGACAUAAACACUAGCAUAAAAGAGGAUGAGCAAAGAAUAAAGGGCAAAAAAGACCUGGAUGGAAGCAGUAAAGAAAAAAGAGUAUCAAAAACACCAGUGGGAGGGAAACUUGCAUACUGUCCACUUCAGGAUUAUCCAGUGAACAACAUGGUGACAGGUUAUGUCUCUUCUAGUGAGAUGAAGAAAUACCUUGGGGAACUACAUGACUUCAUUCCUGGCACUUCAGGUUACUCGGUAUAUUGGAUUAAAAAUGAAAUGGACGUUUUCUCCGAUGUGAAAAAUAAAUUGAAAAGAAAACUAUAAAUGACAUUUAAAUGGUUUAUAUCAAAAACAUAACUUGGCUUUGCUAAAACAUUGCUAAAUAUGUGUAUGCCUGUUUAAUAACAUCCCAUCUUUAGCAUUGUAUAUGUCCUUGUUCUCUCUCUCUGUGUUGGUUGAUGGUUACUUUAAAUAGCACUGUAAUGGUACUUAAAGGUUUUUUUAGUUCAGUGACUGGAGGACUGAAUUCUGAAUUGAAUUUCUUUGUAUUAUUUUUGGCCCAGGCUAACUUAUUAUAUUGACUACAACUGGGUGUGCCUUAUAAUUUUUUGGAUACUCAUUAUAUUUUAACAACUGGUUACAUUUGCUGUAAAC